AUGCCAGAUGAACUUCCUAAACUUGAUGACAAUACUGCUGAAUACAUCCGUACUGGUCUUACUGAGGCAAGAAAAGGUGGAAGAGGUGCAGGUGGACGUGGUGGUUGUGGCUAUGGGCGUGGGCGAGGUCCGGGUGGAGCUAAUCGAGACUUUACAACAAUGAUGAUGCAUUUGUCAAUGACAAUGGAGCUGCCAUGGGACACAAGGAGGAAAGAGACAGACCAACUGAGAGGCGUGGAGGUUAUGGUGGUCCUCAUGGUGUUUAUAGUGGAGGAAGACACUGAAGCUUUGGUAGUGGAGAAGUUGCUGAUGAGGAAUGCCCUCGGAGGAUUUAUGAACGCCGUAGUGGCACUAGGCGGGGGUGAGCGUGAACUUAAACGUGAUGGUGCUGGUCGUGGAAAUUGGGUCACUGCUACUGAUGAGAUUACUCAGGUGACUGACGAACCUGUUGUGGAAAAUGAAGCAGUUGUAGCAGCUGAGAAGCAAGCAGGAGCAGAGGAAAUAGUUGAUGUUGAGAAGGAGAACCCAAAAAAGGAGGUUGAAAAAGGGGAGCCAGAAGAAAAGGGCCUUCUAUUUUCUAACUUCCAUAUCUUUCUUUUUCCGCUGUCCUUUCUUUUCUGCCUUGGGUUUCACUUCAUAGUCACAAAUUUCAAGCUGCAAUUGGUGCCUUUGCCUAAGCUUAAUUUGAUGGGGAUUUUUUUUGACAGUAGUAGUACUCCUAGAAUUUUCUUGAUCUGUGCAUGCGAAGAGACAUCAAACUUCUAA
Messenger RNA from Amaranthus tricolor (Joseph's coat), 765 nucleotides. RefSeq names its product RGG repeats nuclear RNA binding protein A-like. The record is from RefSeq and is a predicted model, not a curated record. The transcript has 8 exons. Lineage: Eukaryota; Viridiplantae; Streptophyta; Magnoliopsida; Caryophyllales; Amaranthaceae. The coding region runs from base 1 to 765 and encodes 254 amino acids.